Carcharodon carcharias (great white shark) is the source of this 2878-nucleotide messenger RNA. Its product is annotated as nuclear GTPase SLIP-GC-like. Gene Ontology annotation, molecular function: GTPase activity. The transcript has 20 exons. Lineage: Eukaryota; Metazoa; Chordata; Chondrichthyes; Lamniformes; Lamnidae. The record is from RefSeq and is a predicted model, not a curated record. Bases 252 to 2738 code for a protein of 828 amino acids.
UGACUGCCCCAGGAGUAACCAGCAUCUUUCACUCGGUGCCUAUCCGUGAGGCUUUUCAAUGUUGUUUAACAUGGUUUCUAACUAAGAUCGACAUAUUGGUCUGUGUUUGAUUAACUCAAAAUUGAAGGAGUGCCACUCCUUGUGGCACUGAUUCUUGCAGCCAGCAACAGGACUUGCCCGCGCAAGUUGCCGCGGAUCGACAGCCAUUUUAUGCAGUAAAGUGCGGAAGAAGCUAACUUUUGGGUUUUUGGAUGGAUUCCAGUUGGAUUCAACCCAAUUCACCGAUCAGAUUUCAGAUCGAAACAAUGGAGUUGGCUGAUUCAGAGAGAGCCACCAGCAAUUCCCCAGGUGCCAAGAGAAAGAUGACACCUGAACCAUCAGGGAGAAAGAGGUACAGAGGACGCUACAUCAACAACCCUUCUAUCACAACAGAAGAUCAGCAACUGUGGGAAAACUGUAAUAAAUGGGAAGGAGAAACAAAGAAAGUUGUUGAAGCAGUGCUAGAAAAAUUGGAGCAGGUCAGCCCCAAUGGCUCUGAUGAAGAGGAACUGCUCUUUGCCCUCAAAAAAAAGACCCAACAGUUAAAGGAGAAAUGUCUCCUGGAGAACAUUUACAUCGGGGUGUUUGGACAGACAGGGGCUGGGAAAAGUUCACUGGUAAACGCAGUUUUAGAGGAGGAGUCUUUGCUGCCCACAUCAUCGACAGGAGCCUGCACAUCAGCCAUAACAAAAGUGCAAUCUGGCAGAGGUCGCAAGUUUAAAGCAGAGAUUGAAUUCCUCAAAGAGAAGGAAUGGAACGAAGAACUAAAAGUUCUGGUUGAGCUGUGUGAGAAGGACGACGAUAGUGACGAUGAUGAUGAAGAUAAUAAGGAGGUCGAGAUGGCAAAGAAUAAACUAAAAACUAUUUAUGGAGAUUAUGGACCAGAGAAGAACUAUGAGGAUUUGAUAAAAAUGAACAUUUAUCAAGAUAUCCCCAAAAGUGGAAAAAAAAUUUUAUCUGAGGAAAAUGCAGAAGAGCUGUCCAAGAAGUUGGACCCUUAUAUUCGGAGCAAGGCCAAUCAAACAAACAAAAUUUACUGGCCAUUUGUGAAAUCAGUCUCAGUUUACAUCCCCAACUCUCAAAUACUACCAGAAGGAAUAGCUCUUAUCGACUUUCCGGGAUCAGGAGACAGCAACAAAGCAAGGGAUGAAAUGUGGAGAGAGAAUCUGAUAAACUGCUCAUCCGUCUGGAUUGUGUCGGCCAUUUCCAGGGCUCUUGAUGAAAAACUUGCAGAUGAAAUUUUUGGUACAUCAAUAAAGUCCGCCACAAAUGGGGGAAGAUGUCAUGACAUUGCUUUUAUCUGCACAAAGACAGAUGAUAUCCAAUGGAAAGAAUAUGCAAGGGAGCAUGCAUUCACUGAAGAAGAAAUGAACGUACCUAUGAAGGGCCACAUAAUAGAACCCAGUGAAAAAAAGAAACAAUUUUGCAUGCUGCAUCGAAAUGACACUGUAAAGGCGAAAAUGAUGAAACAGUGUGAAGUGAAGUGGAAGAGACUGAUGAAAAACAAGUCUGCCCAAUUGGAGUUUUCAAAAGAUGAUCUGUCUGUCUACACAGUGAGCUCCAGGAAAUAUUGGGAUUCAGUUGAUGGGGAAUCGAGCGGCGUUGUUUCAGAGACAGAAAUACCAAGUCUGAAAAAACAUAUCAUCAACAUGUAUUUGAAAGAAAGAAAGAAAGUGGUGAACGAUUAUGUGUCUGAGGUGUGGGGAAUGCUGCACCUUCUUGGAUCGCUCAACAGCAACCAGAAUAAACAGAAUAUUAUCCUCAGCAGCAGAUUUGACACCAUGUCUAAGGAUUUGAAGAAAGGAUUGGAAGCUUUUGCUGAACACCUGGAGUGUUGUGGGAGAGAUCUCCAGGGUCAUCUGAAAUCAGGAGUUGAGGAAGCAGAGAAAAGGUGCAUGAAAGUCAUUAAACAGCAUGCAGAGCUGGAGGUCGAAGUGGGCUACAUGGAGUUAAAGGACUAUGAGGCUGGAGGCUGUGAAGGGAAGAUCUCCAGAGAAGAUGAGCCAGGUGCAAAAUCUUACCAAGGUUACCACAAGACACUGAAGGCGAUAUGUAGAAACGAUGGGGUUUACAACUCAGCCAGGUUUGGUCCCAUCAACGUCAACUUUGAUCUGUCAAAGUCUCUCUACCGGGAAAUUGAUACUUUUUCUGAAAAUAACCUUCAGCUUAACAGAGGUAGAAGGGCUUCGAUGAAAGGACAAUUGAAUCGUAUUAACUUAACACUGACAAAUGUUAUAGAUCAGCCUCUUCCCACCAAAUCUACAGAUGAUGCAAGGGUUUGGGAAUGCCGACAGAAUUUCAUGAAAACUGAGCUCAAUGGAUUAUUAAACGAUCUUGAGAGGCAGAUAAUUGAAAGGAAGCAGCACAUUUAUAAAGCAGCUAUUUUGUCUGUUCAAAGUUCAAUGAAACCAGCAUACGAAGAAGCUUGCCAGAAGAAAGGUGUAGGAGUGGUGCCUUCCAUGCAGAGAAUAUUAACUGAGCGGUUAGAAAAGCAAAACGAUCUUUUCAAAGAUGCAGCAGCCUCUGUGAUGGAGAAAUUCAAUGAAAUGAAGGAUCAUUUGAAGGAGGAAAUGAAGAACAGAAUGACCAUCACCUUGAAGUUGGGUUUCUCCCAGUGGCCCGGAUGUAAUCCUUUACCAGAUUUUGAAAAUGACUUGAACCAGAUAAAUCCCAUCUGGAAUGAAGUGAAGAAGAAUUGAUCAGAAGUAAAUAGUUGGCUUGGAUCUGUUUUGUUUGUUGAGAUUAAUGUGUAUAACAACACCCUUCUAGUAAUUGUAUUAACUAAGGUAAAUGAUGAUGUAAGGCAUUAUCGUGUGGGAUAAAUUACUGUUCAAGGGGU